This is a messenger RNA of Colletotrichum phormii, 987 nucleotides long. RefSeq names its product short-chain dehydrogenase/ reductase. The transcript has 5 exons. The record is from RefSeq and is a predicted model, not a curated record. Bases 1 to 987 code for a protein of 328 amino acids. NCBI's taxonomy places the organism in Eukaryota, Fungi, Ascomycota, Sordariomycetes, Glomerellales, Glomerellaceae.
AUGACCCAGCAGUGGAGCCCAAUGAACAAUGUGACCAGUCUGAAAGGAAAGAUUGCCGUUGUUACGGGUGGGAACAGCGAUAUAGGUCGCGAAAUAGCAAGGCUUCUCGCACAGAAGAGCGCAAAAGUCUACUUUACCACACGCUCUGAAGCAAAAGCCAUUGAGGCACGCAAGACGAUUCUGGACGCUCACCCUGAUAUCGACUCCGAGAAUCUGCAGUGGAUGACGAUGGAUCUCACCGAUAUCCGGAGUGUGACGUCUGCUGCUGGAAAGCUGAAGGAGAAGGAGUCCAAGGUGGAUAUACUAGUCCAUAAUGCUGCCGCGGCAACAACCUCUACUGAACUUGUUGGGCCUGGUUGGGAGGUACACAUGGCUACCAAUUUCAUCGGCCCCUUUCUCUUCACCAACCGCUUGCUUCCCCUGCUGAAGAACGCCCUCCAGGCCAAAGACGCCGACGUUCGAGUUAUCACAAUGAGCUCAAGUGCCCAAACAGCAAUGGUCCCAAGCAGCUUCCAAUUAAACUUCACUACUCCUGACUGUUUCCAUAAUCCAGUCCCGUCACCCCCAUGGCAAUGGCGCUAUCUCGGCCGCUUCAUUUUCGGUUUCGAUACGACCCGCUACGGCGUAUCCAAAGCAGCCAAUCUAAUCUUCGCCCAGGAACUACAGAACCGAAUGGACGAACAGAAUUUGCCGAUUCUUUCCAUUGCGGUACAUCCGGUGAACUUGGUAAAGACAAUUGCGCGUUGGACUUUCAUCUCCCCAGAGCAGGGCGCUGUUACGCCCGUCUUCGCAGCUGCCUCUAAGGAGAUCCGUCAGGAUCCCUCCAAGUAUAAGGGUAGGUUCGUGUUCCCUGUUGGGAGAAUUGGAAAUCCGAAUCCAGCCGCAUCGAGUGAGGAGCAAGUCACGGGUUUAUGGCGCAACGCCACUGAGGAAGUGAAUGCGCAGCUUCGUGCUCGUGGAUUGCCGAGUCUUCAACCAUGGUACUAA